Messenger RNA from Durusdinium trenchii, 3810 nucleotides. The record is from the annotation of a GenBank genome assembly. NCBI's taxonomy places the organism in Eukaryota, Dinophyceae, Suessiales, Symbiodiniaceae.
AUGCUCAGAUGGCCGCACUGGCACUGGCUCUCUUUGCUAUUAGUGAUUGACUUACUUUGCUGUGAUCCUGGCCAGUUGGCAUUGUGGCCAUGGAUGGUAGUGGAGCCAAGUUAUGUGGGAAUGUGGGAGGGUGGGUGGGAGCCAAAUGCUACCAAUUGGGGGCUAAAUGCCACCAAUGUAACUUACAGGUCGUUGGAUGAGAGGGUACAGGUCGCUGCGAUCACAUGUGCCUUCAGCAAUGCCAAGACGAGGAGUCAACGUGCAGCAGAGGUGGACGCCGAGUACGACACGUUGCAGUGGUCAAGGCCCGUGGUAGCAGGGGAAUGGGCAGCGAUGCGAUCGGCAAUGGAGAAGAGGUACGGUCAUCUGGAGGACAAGAUUUACCCUUCGAAAGAAUUCGUCGAAAAGAAGUUGGCAGAGAUCGAAGGGGGUGAAUACCGUGCCGAAGACCUGACUGAAGUCGUAUCGAAAGAGGAAAUCGAGCCGGAUGGCGUGGUGCCCAUUUGGGACUCCAAGGGCCGCCUGGCCAUGCGCAAAGCCUCGACAAAAGUGCCCGAGCCAGCGAACGCUGAAGAACUUCGGCGGCGGCUGAGCAUUUGGAAGAAUGCCAUGGUUAUGAUUUCCCUGAAGCAUUCCAAUCGGCAUGAGCUUCAAGGGGCUUGGGAGGAGACGGUUGAGCAGUACAAGGACUACUUGUUGGGGGACUAUGUGUACGGUCUCAGUGCAAAAGACGCUGAGGGUCAGACCUUUGCUGCACCACCCUGGAAGUUAGUCAUUGCCUAUGAGAAGGCCAUUCGCAAGCAGGCGGUGAAGCUCACGAAUACAGAGGGCAAGCCAUUGACAGUGGCGCUCAAGAUGGCCUGGAAGGAUGCAACAGUGAAAGAGAGGAACUUCACGACGCCACUUGCCCUGUACGCCAAGCGGCCGCUGCCUCCAUGGCGGCGGAAGCGGCGCAAUUCAGUUGCUGGAUUCCUCCGGAGGCUUGCGCCACGAAAGAAUGUCCGAGUGGAGAUCACGGAGCUGGAUAUUCAAGCUGAUCGACGGUCGGACUUCACAAUUCCUUCGGUACAGAAAAAAUGGCUGCAGAGGAUUGCCCAAGGCAUUUUCUAUGCCGUCAUAGUUACACCGCCUUGCUCCACCUUUUCCAGAGCGGUCUGGGCGAAUGAUUUGGGGCCUUUCCCAUUGAGGAGCUCGGUUUAUCCACGAGGUUUUCCCUGGAACAGGGCAGAGCGGUUUCACAAAGCAGAAUUUGGUACAGUGUUGGCAGACUUCUCCUUUGAAGCAUUGAAGCGUCAAUUUGCAUGCAAACAGAGAGUUGGAUUGAUGGAGCAACCCGAGGACCUCGGCAGAACAAGCAAUGAGCGUGUGCCAGGACACCAGCCGGCGUCCAUGUGGCAGUUCUGGCAGCAAUCAGGGGGCGCCCCCCUGAUCGGAAAGGCCAAUGGGGUUUUCCGGACGGCACAGUCGGCCGCAUGGCCGCCAGCACUUUGCAAGUGGACUGCAGAAGCGAUCCUCACCUCCUACUUGAACGAGUGCAUGGGGGGGGGUGAGGAUAUUUCCACUUCAUCAAAGACAUCAUCAAGGGCACCUUCGAAGAGGGGUCUGGAGGCAAUGAAUGGGGGCCAAGAAGAGGCGGAAAAACGUCUGAAGACAGAGCCCCGGAAGGAGGAGAAAUUGGUGGUGGACCCCAUGGACCCGCCGGUCCCGGGGGGGCGAGGGCAUCCGCGCUCGUGCAGGUGGAAGGGGCUUGAGGCGCCAUUCCAUGAUGGAGGAGGACUGGCUUCGCCUGGAAGGUGGGUGCCGCAAGAGAGAAAGAACCUGGAGGGCAAGGAAUGGGUGGCUGUGAGGCACCAGUUUCGUCUUGCUGCCGUUAGGCGCCUGGGCAGUAUGGCGGAAGUGGAGAAGGAGGCCUUCAGGAUGGCGAGAGGCGGUGACGCCUUUCAACUGGUCAGAGAUGAGAGCUUUUUGAAGGAGAUCAGGUCAAUUUUGUCGGAGAGGCUGGGCAUUGCGGCACAAGAUACCCCAGAGGCUGGGCAACCUUUCUUUCUGGACCUCAUGAAGGGCAUCCUUGAGAAGGCGGGGGAUCCGGACAGUGGUUUCUUGGAGCAAGCCAAGACUGGGCUCCCGCUUGGGGUGCUGAGUGACCUCCCAAGGACGCCAUCGAUCUUUGAGGAGCAGGUGAAGUGGAACUUGGAGGGCGAAGUGGGCAGCGAUGCAGUCUUGCAGAAGGAGAACUACUCGUCGGCAGCUGAGCACGAGAGGUACCUAGUGGAACACCUGGAACAGGAGGUGUCGGAGGGCCUCAUGAUCAAGAUGAAAGAGAGUGAGUUCAUUGAGGCCUUUGGCGAGAACAGGGCAGUGGCAGCCCUUGCAGUGUUGGUUGAAGACGAGCUCACGGGCAAGAAGAGAGUCAUCCAUGAUGGAACGCACGGAGUCAUGGUCAAUCAUCGGAUCAAAUGCAGGGACAAAGUUCGGAUGCCGGGGCCUCGUGAGAAGAGGGCCCUCCUUGAAGAGUAUGAGGCAGGCAGGCAGGUGAUCCUGUCUCUGGUGGGGGAUUUUGCAAAAGCCCACCGGAGGUUCAAGUACGCUGGUGAAGAGCAGGGCUUUUUGGCGUGCAAGGCCUCGUCGACUUCAGAGACGGUCUACAUCAAUCAGGUUGGCACGUUUGGUGUGGCAUCAACGCCUUAUUGGUGGGCUAGGCUCAGCGCAGCAUUGAUGAGGACAGUAUACUGGGUGUUGGGGGAUAGUUUCCCUGACGACAUGUUGCUGUACGCGGAUGACCUGGAGGUAUUGGCGGUUGGCCGUGAAGGGCGAGUUGGCGCUGUUCUGGCAUUCUCCCUCAUGGCUGCGUUGGGGGCGCCUUUCAAAUGGGCAAAGCAGAGAGGUGGGCUCACGUCAGAAUGGAUUGGGCUCACGACGGACUAUCGGACCUUCUCGAUGGGGCUCUCAGAGAGAAGGGCAGGGUGGCUCAUUGAUUGGAUAGGUUCCCUGAGGCUUCGCAAGGAGGUGGAGUACAGAGAAUUUUCAGCUGGGCUAGGGAGACUUGGCUUUGCUGCCUUGGCCCUCCCAUGGGAAAGGCCGCUUCUUGGGCCGCUCUAUGCCUGGUCAUCAGCAAUCCAGUCGAAUCGAGGUGCCUUAACGAUCCCAUGGUCUGUGCAGUUCAUUUUGGAUUGGAUUUCGCAGAGGCUCAAGGCAGGAGGCCACAUGGAGAUGGUCAGGCGGCCUUCAACCCAGGGCGGCACACCCUUGAGGAUCUGGACGGAUGCCAAGGCCACUGAAGAGGCCGCAUGGAUCGGAGGCUGGCUGGAAGAGAGCGAGGACAGCAAAGCAUGUCGAUGGUUCUCCCUGCGUGUCACAGAGAUGAGCGCCCCUUGGCUUUACUUCCGGGGGAGGAAUCCAAAGAGGGUGAUUGCAGCAUUGGAACUGCUGGCGACACUGGUGGCGAUGAAGCUUUGGUUGACGAAGGCAGGAAGUUCAGCGGAGGUCUUCGCAGAGGCCUUCACUGACAACCGUGGCAAUGCUUUCAUCCUCAAGAAAGGUCUGUCGACAAAAUACCCUGUCACACUUCUGGUGAUAGAAGUUGCGGAGACACUCCGAAGGUGUGAUGCUUUUGCAACACUCACUUGGGUGAGACGGGACGGCAAUGUGCUGGCGGAUGCUUUGACCAACGAGGACUUCAGCUCAUUUGACCCUCAGAGAAGAGAAGUUGUGGAAGAGAAGAAAUUGCAGUGGCACGUCAUGACAGAGCUGCUGAGAGGGAGUGAAGACUUGUUCAAUGAGAUCAAGGCCCACAAGGAGAACAAGAGAAAG